Molecule: messenger RNA, 6145 nt
Organism: Nothobranchius furzeri (turquoise killifish)
Lineage: Eukaryota; Metazoa; Chordata; Actinopteri; Cyprinodontiformes; Nothobranchiidae
Gene: tshz3b
Product: teashirt zinc finger homeobox 3b
Biological process (GO): regulation of transcription by RNA polymerase II
Cellular component (GO): nucleus
Molecular function (GO): DNA binding; DNA-binding transcription factor activity, RNA polymerase II-specific
Source: RefSeq, a predicted model, not a curated record
CUCCCUCCUCCUCCUCCUCCUCAUGUACAUUAUUACAACAAGGGAGACCCAAUCAAGCACGUAUCUCAUCGAUUCACACACACACACACACACACACACACACACACACACACACACACACACACACACACACACACACACACACACUGCGCCGUCGCACGUGCACGCGCGCUGACUGAAUGACUUGCCCUCAGCGGAUCUUUCAAAGCGCUCUUGGACAAAAUAAGGCAGCCGCGCGCCAGCAGGGGCAACGUGUGGGCGCCUCCUCCUCUUCCUCCUCUUCCUCCUACGCUCUCGCUCCAGAGGAUCAACAAACAGUCGCGUGGCUCCUUUAGAUCAUUUUCCGGAUGUUUUGUGAUGAUUUCAGAUUUUUUUUACUUGUGGAGUGUGAGGCAGCCGCCACACACCGGGAGAGUCCGCGGAUAACGGGACAGCGGAUCAGCCCGUGAACUCGCCUGUUGCAGCCUCCGACACCCAGCAGCCAGCAGGACCCCAGGAAGACCCUCAGCGCUCCCCUUUGUGUUUUUGUUUUGGUUUUCCUACCGCGGAGCUCCCGGUUCCAGCCUUUAUCGCGUCCAUCCGAACCGCAGCAGGCGGGAGAGACAGCGAUCGAGUCCCAGACUGAGCCACGCUGGGUUUCCCCGCUCCUGCCCCCAGAACCCGGCUCUGCCUCCUUCAAUUUGAUUUCUGAAGAAUCUGCUCCCAGCUCGAACAGCAGCCUGAUCUAUGCGGGAGCCCUGAGGGAGGCAGGGGGGGACACAGAGUAUCGGAGCUCCCCGGAUCCCCCACGCAGCCUCGGAUCACCGUGGCCACAGACGAACUCCCCGCCAGGCCCCUAGAGCCGACAUGCCGAGGAGGAAGCAGCAGGCGCCUCGGCGCGCCGCAGCAUACGUCCCUGAAGAUGAGAAGGAAGCAGCCCUGUUGGAUGAAGAUCUAGAUGGAGAAGACUCAGCCCAGGAAGGAGAGGAGCCUUCAGCAAAGCUCCUGUGUCAGGACAAGGACUUCUUGUUCAAGGAAAGGCCAGGAUCCACUGGCAUCCAUGACUCCCCCAAUGCUGCUGACUUUUCAGGCCAGGAGCUGGACAGUGAGUCUCACCUGAGUGAAUCCAGUGACAGAAUGUCUGAUUUUGAAAGUUCCUCACUUAAAAACGAGGAUGAUGUCCUCCUUUCUAAAGACCCUUCAAAUGUGUUGUCCCCAUCCUCUUCUGCCAUGAUUGCUGCAGCCAGCGCCUCUGUAGGUGGAGACGAGGCUAUACUAGUAGCAACAAGCUCCGUGGCUGACAGUCUUGAGAAGAUGAAAGCCAUUUACACAUCCUUCCUGAGCAAUUCUUACUGGUCUUCACUAAACCUGAACCUGAGUCAGCCACCGGCAGAAAAACCUCCUCGCAGUCACAGCAGCAGCAGCAGCAGCAGUAGCAGCAGCUGUGGAAGUGGAGGGUAUGACUGGCACCAGACCGCCAUGGCUAAAACUCUCCAGCAGGCAUCCCAGAGUCACCACAACAGACUAAACCUGGUUCAGCAUCCGGUCGUGGUGGCUCCGCCUACCACCACAGAACCCAACCUCUUUAGUACGGUCCAGCUUUACCGGCAGAGCUCCAAGCUCUAUGGCUCCAUAUUCACCGGAGCCAGCAAGUUUCGCUGUAAGGACUGUAGUGCAGCAUAUGACACUCUAGUGGAGCUAACAGUGCACAUGAAUGAGACGGGCCACUACCGCGACGAUAACCACGAGACAGAUAGUGAGGGAACCAAGCGCUGGUCCAAACCCAGGAAACGUUCCUUACUAGAGAUGGAGGGGAAGGAAGAUGCACAAAAGGUGCUAAAGUGUAUGUACUGUGGACACUCCUUUGAAUCCCUUCAGGACCUGAGCGUCCACAUGAUUAAGACAAAACACUACCAGAAAGUGCCUCUGAAAGAGCCCGUCACACCAGUGGCAGCUAAAAUUAUAUCCUCUGCCCGAAAGAGAGCCCCGAUUGAUUUAGACAUCCCCAGUUCACCGGACUCAAAUGGAGGCACCACACCCAAGCCCACCUCCCUCAGUGACACUAAUGACAUCCUGCAAAAGGUCGCUAACCCGUACAUAACACCCAACCACCGCUAUGGACAUCAAAAUGGUGCCAGCUACGCCUGGCAGUUUGAAUCCAGGAAGUCACAGAUCCUCAAAUGCAUGGAGUGUGGCAGCUCUCAUGACACGCUACAAGAGCUUACAGCUCACAUGAUGGUGACGGGACACUUUAUUAAAGUUACCAACUCUGCUAUAAAGAAAGGAAAACCAUUUAUGGAGUCCUCCAGCCAAACCCCAACAUCCGUUUCAGCAGCUGAAGAAAAGGUGCAGUCAGUUCCCCUGGCUGCCACGACGUUCUCCUCUCCAUCUGCCCCAGUCCCUCCUCCCACCAGCAUCACACCCACUGCUAUGGCUGUGGAAAUUAAAAAGGAGGAGAAGGAAGAAGAAUGUACUAAAGAACACGUCAUGAUUCCUCCAAACAACCUCAACGCAGAGAAACGAGCAGGAGGGGAGGAGGCUGUCGAAGAAAAGUUUGAUAUUUCUUCUAAAUACUCGUAUCUGACUGAAGAAGAUCUGGAUGAAAGCCCAAAGGGGGGUCUGGACAUUCUCAAGUCUUUGGAGAACACCGUGACCUCAGCCAUUAACAAAGCCCAGAAUGGAGCUCCCAGCUGGGGUGGGUACCCCAGUAUCCAUGCUGCCUACCAGCUCCCUAACAUAAUGAAGCUCUCUCUUGGUGCCUCUGGAAAAAGCUCUCCUCUUAAAUAUCUGUUCCCUGGAGGGGAGAUUUUCUCUGCUGCCAGUAAGAGUCAGCCGCUGGUCUCGUCCCCAAGCCGCCAGACCUCCCCACUGCCCAAAAACAAUUUCCAUGCAAUGGAGGAACUGGUCAAGAAAGUGACAGAGAAAGUGGCUAAAGUAGAGGAGAAAUUGAGAGAGCCCAGUGCCAUUGUGAGAGAUUCUCCUCUGAGACACGCGACACCCUCACCGUGCAACAGCGAGGCAGAAGCAGAGGCGUCGGCCCGAACAGAGUCGCAGACACCCAAGGAGCAGGGAGACUGUAAAACUCCCGAGAAUACAGAUGUAGCAGAAACAAUGCUGGCUACGGAAAAUGGAACCGAUCACAGGGAUUCAAAUGGUAACAUUUCCAAAAAGGAGAUGGUGGAGAACGGACUGGAACCCGCCGCUGUGACAUCACCCCUGUCAGCAUCCGUGUGUGGCAGCACGGCCAUCAUUACAGACCAUCCGCCUCCAGAACAACCGUUUGUCAACCCUCUCAGCGCCCUGCAGUCAGUAAUGAACGUUCACCUGGGGAAGGCUGCCAAACCUGCCAUGCCCUCCCUCGACCCCAUGAGCAUGCUGUUCAAGAUGAGCAACAGCCUGGCAGAGAAAGCAGCGGUGGCUUCCUCCACCCCGCCAGCACACACCAAAAAGACUAAUAACAACGACCACUUAGAGCGCUACUUCUACCAGCAACAUCUAAACAAUGACCAACCUAUGGACCUCACCAAAGGAAAAAGUACCGACAAAGGCAGCAAUGGUGGAACUCUCGGGUCAACAGUUCUGUCUUCCACCAUCUCCACACCAUCAAUCUCUCCAUCGUCAGCCAUUACCAUGGCAAAAGCCUCAGCUGCAGUAGCUUCUUUCAUGUCCACCUCUCCGCUGAGAGAAAAUGCCCUGUCAGAUAUCUCUGAUAUGCUGAGGAACCUCACCGAGAGUCAGGCUUUGUCCAAGUCCUCCACACCCACCAGCCAGUCUGAGCGCUCUGACGUUGAAGGCGCCACACAAGAGGAGACUGAAGAAGUUUCACCUGCUCAGAAACGAAAAGGCCGCCAGUCCAACUGGAACCCUCAACAUCUCCUCAUACUGCAAGCCCAGUUUGCUUCCAGUUUAAGACAAACAAAUGACGGCAAAUACAUUAUGUCUGAUCUGAGCCCACAGGAGAGAAUGCACAUCUCACGCUUCACUGGCCUCUCGAUGACGACAAUAUCCCACUGGCUGGCCAACGUGAAGUACCAGUUGAGACGAACCGGUGGCACAAAGUUCCUGAAGAACUUGGAUUCUGGUCACCCAGUGUUCUUCUGCAGUGACUGCGCCUCACAGAUCCGCUCACCAUCCACCUACGUCAGCCACUUGGAGUCCCAUUUAGGCUUUCGUCUGCGAGACUUGGCUAAACUUUCUGGGGAACAGUUGCUGAGUCAGUUAUCGCAGCAACACCACCACCGCCACGCAAAGGGACUUUCUGAAAAACUCUUCUCUAAUCUCCACCCUUCCAGCCACCCCUUACCCCCCUCCUUACAGGCAUCCCUACCCCCUUCACUGCCCAUUUCACUGUCCUCGUCUUUAACGUCAUUGCCCCCUACUGAGACACCGUCCCCUGAUGACGAUGACAGUGGGGCAGUCCACCAGUGCAAGCUGUGCAACCGGACUUUUGCAAGUAAGCACGCAGUUAAGCUUCACUUGAGCAAGACUCAUGGGAAAUCCCCCGAGGACCACCUCAUGUUCGUUUGUGAGCCGGACAAACAAUAGCACUGGCUGGGGAAAAGGCAGCACUUUUACGACGUGGCUCACGCUGUUUUGCUCUGUCUCUCUCUAGCCUUUCACAGACACACUAAAGAAAGGAUUACAAAAAGCGACAGAACUGCACAAAGAUGCCAUUAAACUACUGCAAUGAGUGUUGGCACAUGUUUUCCUUUUUAUGUUGUACUCGUUUUUGGUUGUUGAUUUUUGGAUUAUGUGUGACAUGGACUCACUCUGGCCCAACACACUUAGUUUUACUGAUCUUUACAAAAACAGACUUCUCUUUAGAUGGUGCAGAGAUACAAUGAAGGAGACCGGUCCAAACCCAUUCUAGGAAGAUGGGAUGAGUAUUUGUGGUGAAAAAAGAAUUUGGUUCUUUGAUAUUUUGGCAUUAUGGCGGUGUGCUCAGCUGCAUGCAUGCAUACAAUUGUUUUGUUAAACAUUUUAUAAUUAAAUGUGGUGCACUUUCAUUGAUUUUUGGUCUUUUCACCUGAUUGCUUUUUGUUUCUUUCUUAAAGUGUCUCUUGUUUUGUUUUUAAGCUAGAGGCAGCAGUUAAGAUUUAACCCUGUGAGUACAUUAAGGCACUUCUGGAACCGUUAAAUCAAAAUUAUUGUUAUUAUUAUUAUUAUUAUUAUUAUUAUUAUUAUUAUUAUUCCUGAUAUCAUUUCUCUAAUAACCUUUAGUUGAGUCAUCUUCUCGACAUAACAGAGUCCACCUGUUCAGCCACGUCUGUAACCUUCAGGCCACUCGUCACAGGUUUUGACACAUGCGCAUGUUGUAUGUGUCAAAAUGAUGUAAACAAAAAAAUAAUAAUAAUAAUCAAAAUAUUUUACUUUGGUUGAUCAGGGACCUAUAUUAAUUCAGGUCUGUGUAAAAUAUGUAAAUAAAAACAUUCAAUGAGCUCUUGUCUAAAUUAUGCAUCAUUUCUAUAUUUUUAAUUUAAAAGGAUUAUGACUAUUUGCUGGUGCACAGAACAUAAAAACAUAAACAAACUUGUUUUGCACAAUAGUUUUAUAAGUGUUACGUAAUUGAAAGUAUAAAAAGGGAGGUACAAAAAGAGAAACAAAAGGUUCGUCUUUUUUAUUCCCACCUUGUGCUCAAAGGGUUAAAGGCUCUUUUCUAGCAGAAACUGCUCUACUGGUGCCCCUGUAUGAACACUAAAAGAUCUAAAGGUUGAACAGAAAGAUGUUGCUUUAUGAAGAAAUUUUAUGUGUAAACUGUUAUUUAAAAGCCCUCUUGAUUGUAUCCUGUUGUUGAAUGCCCUUUUGAUUGGUCUUAUUGAUAUGUUUUGUUCUAAUUCCCCUCCGGAGCUUUAUCUUUUUGGGAUAUGAAAGGUACCCAUGGUUACACUAACCUCCUGAGUGACAAGUUCUGCUACAUUUUUUGGCAAUUCAUUUGCUGAAGUAACUGACAUCUGCCAGAGAAACAACAACAACAGUAAUAAAAAUCUUUAUGUGUAAAAUAUUGGCAUGUAAACAGCACAGAUACUGUUAUGCAUUCUGUGCCGUAAGUCUUAUUUUUUUUUCACUUCAUUCUUUGGAUUUCUGUUGUUGUUGUUGACAAUGAAUCCCCAUUAUAUGACUUCGUAUAACCUUGUUUUCUACUGCAGCAUUAAAAAAGGAAACUGUU